This is a messenger RNA of Gekko japonicus, 2143 nucleotides long. RefSeq names its product zinc finger protein 184 (gene ZNF184). The record is from RefSeq and is a predicted model, not a curated record. Lineage: Eukaryota; Metazoa; Chordata; Lepidosauria; Squamata; Gekkonidae. The coding region runs from base 1 to 2007 and encodes 668 amino acids. Gene Ontology annotation, biological process: regulation of transcription by RNA polymerase II. The transcript has 3 exons. Gene Ontology annotation, molecular function: RNA polymerase II cis-regulatory region sequence-specific DNA binding; DNA-binding transcription factor activity.
AUGGGUCUAAGAGUUUUUAAAAUCGUUCAUACGCUCAACCGCUUACUUCUAAAAACUUUCCGACUUGGUUCCGCAGAGGAUGAUCAGAGGAAUGAAGCAUGUGAGGAAGUUCAUCAGAAUAUGCCAGAUAAAAUUAAAAAUGUAGACUUGAAAGAAAAUGUCAGGAAUCGAGACAGACCAAUGAGAAAGACAGUCGGUCAUGUGGUUGAGAAGAAAGAUGGAAGACGACAUAAUGUAGAUAUUACAAAGCACAGGAUAAUAAAGGCAAGUAAAUCCAUUCAGUGUGAAAAAUACAUCAGAAACGGAUCACAACUCUUCAUACACCAAAGAAUACAGAGAGCCAAGAAACCUUUGGAAUGCUCAGAGUGUGGAAAGAGAUGCAGUGUGAGUGGGAAUCUUCAAAAGCAUCUGACUAACCCCACAGAGACGAAACCUUACAAAUGUUCAGCAUUCAGAAAGAGAUUCAGUCAGAGUGCCAAUCUUCAGAUGCAUCAGAAAACCCACACAGGUGAGAGACCUUUUGAAUGCUCAGAAUGCGGAAAGAGAUUCAGUCAGAGUGCCAAUCUUCAGAUGCAUCAGAAAACCCACACAGGUGAGAGACCUUUUGAAUGCUCAGAAUGCGGAAAGAGAUUCAGUCAGAGUGCCAAUCUUCAGAUGCAUCAGAAAACCCACACAGGUGAGAGACCUUUUGAAUGCUCAGAAUGCGGAAAGAGAUUCAGUCGCAGUGGCAAUCUUCAACUGCAUCAGAGAAUCCACACAGGGGAAACACACUUUGAAUGCUCAGAGUGUGGAAAGAGAUUCAAUAGGAGUAACACUCUUCAACUGCAUCAGAGAAUCCACACAGGGGAAACACACUUUGAAUGCUCAGAGUGUGGAAAGAGAUUCAGUUGGAGUAACAGUCUUAAACUGCAUCAGAGAACCCACACAGGCGAGAAACCUUUUGAAUGCUCAGAGUGCGGAAAGAGAUUCAGUGUGAGUAGCAGUCUUAAACUGCAUCAGAGAAUCCACACAGGGGAGAAACCUUUUGAAUGCUCAGAGUGCGGAAAGAGAUUCAGUGUGAGUAGCAGUCUUCAACUGCAUCAGAGAACCCACACAGGGGAGAAACGUUAUGAAUGCUCAGUGUGCAGAAAGAGAUUCAGAAACAGUGGUAAUCUUCAGACGCACCAAAGAACCCACACAAGGGAGAAACCUUUUGUAUGCUCAGAGUGUGGAAAGAGAUUCAAUAGGAGUAACACUCUUCAACUGCAUCAGAGAAUCCACACAGGGGAAACACACUUUGAAUGCUCAGAGUGUGGAAAGAGAUUCAAUAGGAGUAACACUCUUCAACUGCAUCAGAGAAUCCACACAGGGGAGAAACCUUUUGAAUGCUCAGAGUGUGGAAAGAGAUUCAGUCAGAGUAGCACUCUUCUACAGCAUCAGAGAACCCACACAGGGAAGAAACCUUUUGAAUGCUCAGAGUGUGGACUGAGAUUCAUUCAGAGUAGCAAUCUUCAACUGCAUCAGAGAACCCACACUGGGAAGAAACCUUUUGAAUGCUCAGAGUGCAGAAAGAGAUUCUCUGACAGUGGUAGUCUUCGGAAGCACCAAAGAACCCACACAGGGGAGAAACCUUUUGAAUGCUCAGAGUGUGGACUGAGAUUCAUUCAGAGUAGCAAUCUUCAACUGCAUCAGAGAACCCACACAGGGGAGAAACCUUUUGAAUGCUCAGAGUGCGGAAAGAGAUUCAGUCAGAGUGGCAAUCUUCAAGUGCAUCGAAGAACCCACACAGGGAAGAAACGUUAUGAAUGCUCAGAGUGUGGAAAGAGAUUCAGUGUGAGUAGCAGUCUUCAGCGGCAUCAGAGAACCCACACAGGGGAGAAACCUUUUGAAUGCUCAGAGUGUGGGAAUAGAUUCAGUGAGAGGAGCAGUCUUCAGCGGCAUCAGAGAACCCACACAGGGGAGAAACCUUUUGAAUGCUCAAAGCGUGCAAACAGAUUCACUCAGAGUGACACUUUUCUACUACAUUGAGGAUCCCACACAAGGAGAAACAAUGUAACUUCUUAGUCUUGAAAAGAGCUUUUCUCCUGUUUCAAACCUAAAAGACAAUAAUAAUAAUAAGAGAUUGGAUUUAUACCCCACCCUUCACUACCCAAGGGAGUCUCAG